CUACCUAUUAAAUCAGUGAAAGCUUGAGACGACAGUCUUGCGGAAUAUAGAACAUAGGCUUGCUGCUGCAUGAAUAAUUACUCAGCAAAUGUUGAUUAAUUAUAUAAGUCUGGAGAGAAUUAGAAAGCUGUAAAAGUAUUUACCUGGUUCACAUGUGAAUAAUGGGAUAUUUACCUACUGCUUAAACAGAAGGAAUGAACAGACGGACCAGGUGCGAUGCAGGACAACUCGCGCCUUUAGGGACGAGUAGUCUUUAGUGCUGCUUUGUAGAGCUCAAAUUUGAUAUUAAGCAUUUGUUAUCGUGGGUUUGGUGAGUUAUAGUGUUUCUCAGAGAUAACAAAUGUGCCUUUGAGCGGUUAUUGUUCAAAUGACCGUGGAGGAUAAGUUUCAGCACUUUGGAUGUCCUUUUGAUUCGCAAAGGAAAUACUCAUUGGAUUUCGAACAGCGAAUUUGCUGUCUUGAAAAAACUCAGAGUUCCCAUUAUCUGGAGUACCAGCGUCAUCUGGGAGUUCGUCAGAAAUUGUUGUAACCUACACAAACGAGAGACUAUCAUAACAACGCUGGAGCCAAACAUAACAGAUCCAGGAGAAGCACAUUUUGAUAUGAGAUGACGGCAGACUCCUUUGGCUGUUUGAAGUGGUGUCUUUGUGGGCGACUCAGUGCUGAACGGACGCCAACAGAAGGAAACAGAGACAGAUAGACCAGUAUUUGGAAUCAGCUUAUCUGUUUUCCUCCUGGCCUCCUGGUUUUCCAUCAGGAUGGUGAUUUCGGCAUCACUUUGUGCCUGUGUGUUUCUUCUGACUGCCGUCAGGUGUCAUUCUCAUGUCCUCCCCCGACUCUCUUUUCCAAUGGGUAGUCCAGGUCGCUCUCUCACCGUCUUCACAAAUGAUGAUAGUUACAACGCCACCACAUUGUUGCUUAGCAACGAUGAGGGCACCUUAUUUGUUGGAGCACGUGAUACCAUUCUGUCAAUCAACAUCAGUCAGACUGAUAUGACAUUGAAGGAGAAGCUGGACUGGUCUCCCUCAGAAAAAGACUUUAAUGAUUGUUCCAUGAAAGGCAAAUUGAAGAUGGAUUGUCAUAACUUUGUGAGAGUUUUGCAAGUGCUGAACUCUACACAUAUGUACGCCUGUGGAACGUUUGCCUUCAGCCCUCGUUGUAUCUACAUUAAUUCACAGACAUUCACCAUGGUUACAGGACCCAGCGGUAAACCUGAAGAAGGCAGAGGCCGCUGUCCUUAUGACCCAUAUCAGAAGAAUUCAGCCAUAACUGUGGAUGGGGAACUGUAUACAGGAACUGUGUCAGACUUCAGAGGAACUCGACCUGUCAUUUCACGGCACUUGAGUGAGGGCAGCCAUGUUGAUCUGAAACUGGAUGAUACACUUGGAUGGUUAGAAGAUCCUACUUUCAUCAGCUCCACAUAUAUUCACAGUGAGGAGAAGGUUUAUUUCUUCUUCAGUGAGAUUGGAAAAGAAUACGACUUCAUUGACAAGUUUACGGUGUCUCGCGUUGCCCAAGUUUGCACAAGUGAUGUUGGUGGGCAGAGAACUUUACAGAAACGCUGGACCACCUUUGCCAAGGCUCAGCUAUUGUGUCAAGCUGACCAAGAGCUGCCAUACAACGUUCUGCAGGACGUUAUCAGCCUUUCUCCACCAGAGGGCGCAUCUGAGGAUGAAACACUCUUCUAUGGGAUUUUCACUUCUCAGUGGCGAGUAAACUUGGGUCGCUCAGCCGUGUGUGCUUUCAGCCUCAAAGACAUUAAAAAGGUGUUUACAGGACGUUAUAAGGUUCUGAAUCGGGAUACUCUGAAAUGGAGCACAAGGGUGCAGGAGCAGAUGGCAAACCCUGGAGAGUGUGGACUGCACAAUGCUUCAGACAACACUCUGCGCUUUGUUAAGGACAAUUUCCUGGCUGAUAAAAGUGUUCUACCAGUCAAUCAGGGCCUGACAGUGGUGUCACCUGAUAAGAGCUACAGCAACAUCGCAGCUCAGAGAGUACAAGGAGCACGCGGCAAAUAUUACACUGUGCUUUAUCUGCUUACAGAGUCAGGCUUCCUGCACAAAACUGUGCUCUUGAAGAAGGGAGCUCACAUCAUCGAGGAGAUACAAGUGUUUCAUCAACCUCAGAUGGUCAAAAGCCUCCUUCUGUCUGUUUCUAAGGGGGCAGUGCUGAUCGGCUCUUCAGAAGGGCUGCUGUCAGUGCCAGUGUCCAACUGCUCUCACUACAGGAGCUGUGCUGAAUGUGUUCUGGCCAGAGACCCUUUCUGUGGCUGGGACCUUUCCCAGAGGGUCUGCAAACUGAUAACCACAUCACAGAAUCAGCUGGCUCAGGAUGUAGAUGAGGGUAAAGUAUCAGAGCAGUGCUCCAGUGUGAACCUCAGAUCCCGCUCUGGCCAGCCCCAAAACACCCAGACUCUCUGUCCCCCAGGUGAAGUGCUGUCUGUGUCACUCAAUGAGGUUAUUAACCUACAAUGCCCCGAAGCAUCAAACCUUGCUAAAUGCCACUGGGAGCGUCUCAACAGCCAGCUCUCCCCCAAAAUCUUCAUCCAGUCAGUCAACGGCAGCCUCAGCUUUGUGGCGACCCCGUCCACCCUGGGCCACUACCUGUGCCAAGCGGUGGAGAACGGCUACACCCAAACACUGAUAGUCUACCAUAUUAAACAGAAGAACAAUCCCACCAUCCUCCCGUCUUCCCCGAAGAUCACACCGACUUCCGCUGAAGCUGGAAACAAAACCCCUUUUUCCACUCCCACAGCUCCCAAACACACCGAGCUGAGGCCUAAACCAGAAGACCCAAGUUCUACUGUUGCACACAAAGAUUCACCUGCAACCACCACACGGAAAAGCAAAAACUUCACUCCCUUGAUUAGUGCAGAAGAGGAAAGCUCCUGGAUGAAUGAACGCAGUGGAAACUUCAAGCAAGUGGAUAAACCAACCUAUUUGCAGGAGCUAGUAGUGGUGUCCGUUCUGCUAGCGCUGUGUGUUAGCGCCUUGCUAACCAUCGCUUUUAACAGAUUUAGACAUGUUUGCACCAGCAGGACCAUCGCACAAACUCCUUGCUCUCGCAGGGACGUUGAGAAGGGUGGAAGUGCGACACCGCAAGAGAGGGAGUCUCUCAGAGGACAUUCACCACGUUUGGAAAAGCGCAAUGGACAAGCUCCUAAUGGACAGUCCCACAUUGGUCAGGCACAUAACGGCAAAUCUUCAAUCACACUGAGCAAUAACAUGCUGAACGGCUCUAACGGUCACCUGCCCAACACACCCAUCUGAUGGUGCUGGUUUUCUUGAUUUACUGGAAAACUCUUUUCUGAGCCAAAUCGGGCUUUUGCUGAAUCAAGCCCUGUCGCUGAACCACUCAUGCAGGAUCAUUUCGAAAUCUAAGAGGAGAGAAAUAAAGUCAGAAACUGCACACUGGACCUGCUCAUAAAUCAUUUGAGCCGUAAGACUAAAAGAUCUUCAGCACUAGGAACUAGUGUACAUUUUCAGUUUGUUAAUAUUUAAGCUGUAAUUUAUGUGUAAACUGAACUGUUCGUUUCAGUCUAAAGUAUAUCAGAUGUUAUGCCUCUCUUAAAGAAACACUUCCACUUUUUUUGGAAUAGGCUCAUUUUACAAGAAAACAGUCGAGUUUUAGCAAUUUUAAUCCACUCAGCCGAUCUCUUGAGCGCUUCGCUUAGCAUAAAUAAUUGAACCGGAUUAGCAUCUUGCUCAAAAAAGUUCACCUAGUUAUCCAGCUGGGGACUUUUUUCAGCUGCUGCAUAAUAUAAUUGCACUUGCUGCAACUUUUUUUUCAUCGGUCUUACACAAUUGAGCUACACACAUAAACUACAGAAAUAGGAAAAUUUAAACUUUUUUGGAGCAAGAUGCUAAUGGUCUAAUCCUAUUCAAUGAAUUAUGCUAAGCUAAGGUAAAAGUUGCCAGCUGAUCAGCUGAAUGGAUUAAAAAAUUGUCAAUCUUAACUUUUUAAGUCUAGGGGAGUUAUAAAAUGAGCCUAUUACAAAAGAAAAAAAGUGGAUUGUUUCUUUAAACCACUUUCAGGCAAGUUCAAAUGACAGUUUAAGAUUUCCAUUGAACUUUUUGAUAUUUUUAUUGAUUUUAGAAACAGUUAGAGUCAUUUUAUAUUAUAAACUUUAUGGCUCUAAUCAUAUGAUCGUUUUCAAAAUCCUAUUUUCCAUUUUGCAAACAUUUAGUUUCCAGUACUCACUCUCUCCACCUUUUUCAGAGUCGCUAUAUCGCACAUCUUUCUUAGUCUUUGCCUUUGUUUCUUAUUCUUGUCUAAUUUCACAUUUUGAAUGUCAAAACGAGGUACGAUAGUUAGGUUUUCUGUUUUCCAUAACAGGAUAGUUUACUCAAAAAUGAAACUUAAACUUUUAAUAAAAGUUAGAAUUGAGUAUAGAUCCAGCCAUCAAUAGUGUAGGACAUUUUUCCUUUCAGUAGAAUAUCGAAGGAUUUUAGCUGAAACUGUGGUCCUUGAUGAUUCAUAAAAUCCAAUACUGUUGCUGCUGGCAAUUUGAGAAUCAACAAAAAUAAAUACAUGAGCAUAAUUAAAUGAACAGCCAUGAUGAUACAUUUCUGAUAAUGCAUUGUAAAGCUGAGCAAUCUUCUUUACUAAUGACUGUCAUAAAUACACAGAGGCUGUGUAUUAAAGGUAAUUUUUUUAUUUACUUGUGACUUCUAUGAAUCACAAAAGAGCAUGGUUUCAGCCAAAAAUACUCCUUAAUCCUCUGCUGAAAUAAAAAAUCACCUACAUCUCAGAUGGCCUAAGGUUGAGUAAAUAAGCAGCUUUGGUUUUCAUAGACUUCCAUUAGAAUUGACAGUCUGUGGGAACUGAAACUAUUUGGUUACCAGCAGUUUGGUUUCAAAUUAUUUUCAUUUGUGAUGCAGUAUUUUUGUUUCUAUUUAUGGAAGCUUGUAACAAAGGUAAUUGGGGUAUUUAUCUCAGUUCUGACAUUAUUCUCUCAGAAUUUUGUGGUAUGAAAGCACAUUUGCUUGGUUAGACAGUCUUUCAAGAUAAAUAUGCAUAAUUGUGAAACAAAUUAGAAGAUAAAUAUUUAGAAUUUGCAGAUAUAAGUCUACAAUUCUUACUUUUCCACUCUGAUUCACAAUUCUUUCCUCAAAUUUGUUAUUAUAAACUUGAAUUGUGAGUUAUAAAAUCCAGAACUCAGAUAAAAUACUGACAAGUUUAUCUCUCACAACGAAGGUCUCAAGUGUGGAAAAUGUUUAAAAAAAAUUCAGAUAAAAAAUUGCAAUUACCUUUAUUUUUAAUUGGUGGUGGAAACAAGCUUCCAUAUGAAGGUGAAUAAAUAACACAUUUUCUUUUUUAAGCUGACUAUCCCCUUUACCAUAGCACCAGGGCAGAAAUGAAGCUUUCAAAUGUGCUUUUCAAGUGUUUUAAUUUAAGUUUUCUGUGUAAUGCUGAUCAUUUAAUUUAAUUGUAAAGUUGUGUUGAUCAGUUGUGUACUGUACAAGUACGGGUAGAUGUUGUUGUCUUUUACAUUUCAAAAUUAUAUCAAUAUAAAAAUAAUGAGGAGUGUUACUUUGGUACCAUGGACCUGUUCUAGAAGUAUGUAGCCUGCUCACCUCAUUCAAUGUUGACCACUUGACUGUGUCAUAAUGGCAAAACACAGUGACUUUGACUUUAAUUUUAUUCAGUUUUUACACUGAUAAUUGAACCAAAUCAAUCUGUCGGAGAACAGAAUCUAGGUUUAAAUUUAGGUGGGAAAAAAGAUAUAAUGACAAAAAAAAUAUGGGUUGUUGCUGUGUUUUGUCUUGGUACAGUAAUAUUCUGGCCGUGGUUGCAGCUACUUUCACUAUAGAGUGUUCGAAUCGAAUCAUUUGUCGUUUUUCCACUGAAUGGUACUAAUGUGAAGUCUUCAUGUAGGAGAAAUUAAUGAUAAAUUGUGAUAUAUUGCCAAAUAUGUGUUUUAUAAUCAAAUGAUGAGGACCUGUUCUUUUUAGUGGAUCAAAGAACAGCUGAAUUUUCCUGUUUGUCUUUCGCUUGGAUUUCAGAGUCCAGUCGAAGCCCAAUAUGUGAAGUCUGUCACAGGACUAGAUGCUCUCCUGCACACCACUGUUUUUGAAAGAUUCUGUUUAUUUUUUUAUAGCCUAAACAGGCUGUUUUGAAAAUAAAAAUAUUGAUUUAAAGUGUUUGAAA
This is a messenger RNA of Danio rerio (zebrafish), 6150 nucleotides long. Lineage: Eukaryota; Metazoa; Chordata; Actinopteri; Cypriniformes; Danionidae. The record is from RefSeq and is a predicted model, not a curated record.